AAAAAACUUAUUAUAUUUUGCGUUUAUAUUUCCAGGAGGUUAAGAUAAUGUGUUGCAUUUAGUUGAAAAUGAAGUUUAAUUACAAGUUUUCCAACUUGGUGGGCACCGUAUAUCGGACAGGAAAUAUCUCAUUUCUAAAAGAUGGUGACACAGUGAUUAGUCCUGUGGGGAAUCGAGUAUCUCUGUUUGAUCUGAAAAACAACAAAUCUGAGACGUUACCGAUCACAACGAAAUAUAAUAUCGUCACCGUAGCCGUUGCACCUAAUGGGUGUACUGCUAUUCUUGUGGAUGAAGAGGGAGAAGCGACACUAAUAAGUCUCAUCAGCAAAUCUGUUUUACAUCGACAUCACUUCAGGAAACCAAUUAAAUGCAUCAAAUAUAGCCCCGAUGGCCGCAAGUUUGCCGUCACUAAAGAUAAUCUUGUAUUGGUGUACCAUGCUCCUGGUAUGUCAAGAGAAUUGAACCCGUUCCAAUUACAAAGAACAUUUUAUGGAGCGUACGGUGAAACUACAUGUAUAGAUUGGACAACUGAUAGCAGAGCCUUCGCUGUUGGUGGUAGUGACAUGAACACACGAGUGUACGCUGCUAUGAAAUGUGACAAUCUGGUCGUGUAUUCACUUGGUGCUCAUAAAGAUGAAAUUAUUGGUUGUUUCUUCGAAGCCAAUUCACUUGACAUAUACACAGUAAGUAGAGAUGGAACACUUAAUGUAUGGGAGUCAAAUACUGAACUUAAAGAUUUGAAAACUCCAAAUAUUGAAAAAGAAACUAAAGAAGAAGAUUCUGAUGUCACAAAUAGUGAUGAAGAACAAAUUGAAGAAAAGAAAUCAAAAAUUUUGUACAAAAGAAUCGCAAAAUAUUUUUUCAACAAAGAAGGCGAAUUCAACAGCGUAACCAGCACAGCAUACCACACAAAAACACAUGUGUUGGUCACAGGGUUGGCAACCGGAGCUUUCCAUAUUCAUGAAUUGCCCGAUUUCAAUCUUAUACAUUCAUUAAGUAUUUCGGAGCACCGUAUAACCGCAGCAGCUUUCAACAACACUGGCGAUUGGUUGGCUUUAGCUUCCAGUGCGUUGGGUCAGUUACUAGUAUGGGAGUGGCAGAGUGAAUCUUAUAUAUUGAAACAACAAGGCCAUUAUAGUGGAAUGACAUGUCUGGAUUAUUCACCUGAUGGAAGAUACAUUGUAACAGGGGGAGAAGAUGGAAAGGUUAAAGUUUGGAACACGAGCAAUGGAUUUUGUUUCGUGACUUUCUCGGAACAUAAAUCGAAUGUUACGGGUGUUUGCUUCACUUCAUCUGGUCAUGUGAUCAUAUCUUCGUCACUAGAUGGCACUGUGAGGGCGUUCGAUUUGCACAGAUAUCGGAACUUUCGAACGUUCACGUCGCCCCGACCGACACAGUUCGUUUGCUUGUCAGUAGAUGGCAGUGGUGAGCUGGUGGCCGCUGGGUCACGUGACACAUUCGAGGUGUUUGUGUGGUCGAUUAGAACCGGUCGUUUACUCGAUAUUCUUGCAGCCCACGAAGCCCCGGUAUCCUCCCUCGCAUUCUCACCAACGGAGUCGAUACUAGCGAGUGGCUCGUGGGAUCAUAGCGUCAUCGUGUGGAGAAUCGGGGACGAGAAAGGAGCAAGAGAAUCGUUCGACGUUUGCCAUGAUGUUAUGGCGAUAACGUUCAGAUCAGAUGGUAAAGAGCUCGCCGUAUCAACACUUAACGCGGAGAUAACUUUCUGGGAUGUUAAGACAGUUACACAAACUGGAUCCGUGGAUUGCAGGUUUGAUAUAGGCAGUGGAAGAAGCGAAUUAGAUAGAGUUACCGCAAAAACAAAUUCUUUUGGAAAAUCAUUCGAUACAUUAUGUUAUACUGCAGAUGGGUCGGCAAUUAUUGCAGGUGGUCGCACAAAGAACGUAUGUGUCUACCACGUUAAUAAUAAACUAUUGAUGAAGAAAUUUGAAAUUUCAAGCAAUUACUCGUUUGAUGCUAUGGAGGAAUUUCUUGAUAAACGGAAAAUGACGGAGUUUGGUCCAUCAGCAAUGAUUGACACAGUUGAAGAAACGACAAUCAAACUACCAGGUGUACGAAGUGGAGAUAUGUGCGCUCGUGCGUUUAAACCUGAAGUGAGGGUGUUCGAUGCUAAAUUCUCCCCAACUGGUAAGUACUUAUUAUAAAUAUUACACUAUAGU
Molecule: messenger RNA, 2177 nt
Organism: Ciona intestinalis (vase tunicate)
Lineage: Eukaryota; Metazoa; Chordata; Ascidiacea; Phlebobranchia; Cionidae
Source: RefSeq, a predicted model, not a curated record